AUGGGUGGCCGAUCUGGGAGAAAUCGGAUUCCACUAGAUGACCCCUUCUUGAAUGGUGUGCCACCUCUAGGACCCUAUCCUCCAGGACCCUAUCCACCAGGCAACGAUCCAAUUGGUGGAUUAGCUACAUAUGGUCCUUAUCCACGACCUGGUUCUGGACCUUACCCACCUGGAUCAAUGGGAAACAUGUAUGGACCACCACCUAUACGUCGACCUAACAAUUUAGGUGGUCGAUAUGCUCAAGGUUUUAAUCGAGCGCCUAGUAUGGUUCCGUGGAGUUAUGGAAAUUAUUAUUUGGGUAAUACUACAAUGCAGACAAUACCAUCUAUGUUUAAAAAAGUAGCUCAAUUAGGACAGAUACAGGCACUGUCUGCACUUGCGAAUCCUAGUUUAUUAGGUCCUGCAGCAAUGAUGCCAUGCAUGCCAGCGAUGCCAUGUAUGCCAGCGAUGCCAUGCAUCCCAGCAAUGCCACGCUUGCCAGCAAUGCCAUGCAUGCCAGCAAUGCCAUGCAUGCCACGCUUGCCAGUAAUGCCAUGCAUGCCAGCAAUACCAUGCAUGCCAGCAAUGUCAUGCUUGCCAGCAAUGCCAUGCAUGCCACCAAUGCCAGCAAUGCCAUACAUGCCAAUGAUGUCUUCUAGCAUGCCUUCUUCAUUCAGUAUGUCAAUGGCUGCUCCAAUGAUGGCUGCUGCUACUCCAUUACCUGUUGCAUUUAAUCCAUUAGUUCAAGGUAUGUAUCCAAUGGCAUCAAUGUGUCCUGUUAACUGGAUGACUCCAUCAUCGUUUAUGUCUGCUUUAAUAUCGGGUCCUAUGCCUUAUCGUCCACCAGUAUUUGAUUUUCCUAACAAUAUUGGUAUGAUCAUGACUAUUCCCUAUGGUACAUCGAAUCCUUUACUUUCAUCACCAAGUUAUGAUUCAUCAUUUAAUUACGGUGUCAGACCUUUUUCGUGUUAUUGGCCUGAUUCCAUGCCACCAGCAACAACACCUUCAUAUCCAAUGAUUAGUUAUUAUCCACAACCAUAUCCUUCUGUAUAUCCUGUUCCUCCAGCACUACCUUAUAUUCACAAUACAGCACUUCAAUCGUCUGUAUAUGCUGGUAUGCCAACCACAAUAGCUGGUUAUAACCCACCAUUAUCUAUACCAAGGGACGCUUCACUUAUGCCAUCACAAGGUGCUGUUACAAAUGUUGGUUUUACUCAACCUGCAGUACUGACAACCAAUAGCAAUUUGACUACAUCUAAAUUGAUAAAUAGUCAAUCAACAAAAUGUUCAUUACCAGUUUACAAUACAACAGAUCAAUCUCAACUUUUAAUAGGUCGAAAAGUUAUAUCCAGUAAUUCUAAUCUUCCAAUCAAUUGUGAUGAACGUUCAGAAAUCACACCAGAUACACUCAAAUAUCGAUAUAAAAUCUCUCAAACUCAUGAUACUACUCCUACUCGUCUUCGUCGUUAUGUAUCAUCAACCUCUCGUUCUAAUUAUAAAUCAACUACAUCUCGAGAUCGUAGGGAACCAACUUUACCUCCUAUAUUAAAUGGAUAUCUUAUAUCGGAUUCUGGUUGGUUACCGAAAAUUCCUGAAUCUAAUGCAAUAUCAUCUAUAGUUGGUAGUAAAAAACGAAAACGAAAAUCAUAUACAAUUGAAAAUGGUACAUCAGUAAUAGCUCCAACAAAUAGUCAUGUACCAUUUAUUUCACGACGACGUUCUCGUCAUGGAUCAAAAUCAUCAGCAUCUGAAUAUGAUUGUGUUAUAUGUCAGCAACAACGUGAAAAACAACGUUUACGUGGACAUUUUACUGAAUCAACGAUUUCAUCAUUAUUACAAUCAUCAAAAGGUUCACGUCAACAUCGUUUAUCGUCGAAUGAAUCUUCCUUAUCAUCAAAAGCACAUUCACCAAAAUCAUAUAAACAUGGUGAUCAUAAAUCAUAUCGUCGUCAUCGAAGACGAAUUAAACAUCAUAAUAAGAUAUCAUCAAAAAAAUCAAAUUCACCACGACAAUCACCCAUGCGUGAACGACAACAAGAUGAUACAAUACAUGAACUAGAAGAAAGAGAAAUUGAAAAUCAGGAAAUGGAAAAACAUUUUAUUGAUGAUGAUGAUUAUAUUCACGAUUCAGAUAAUGAACAACUUGAUCAUCAUGAAUCACCAAUUAAUAGUUUAAGAUCAUCAGAAGAAUAA
This is a messenger RNA of Rotaria sordida, 2172 nucleotides long. The record is from the annotation of a GenBank genome assembly. Lineage: Eukaryota; Metazoa; Rotifera; Eurotatoria; Philodinida; Philodinidae.